Molecule: messenger RNA, 1308 nt
Organism: Saccharomyces eubayanus
Lineage: Eukaryota; Fungi; Ascomycota; Saccharomycetes; Saccharomycetales; Saccharomycetaceae
Gene: ECM18
Product: alpha/beta hydrolase family protein
Exons: 1
Coding region: 1-1308 (435 amino acids)
Biological process (GO): cardiolipin acyl-chain remodeling
Cellular component (GO): mitochondrial inner membrane
Molecular function (GO): A2-type glycerophospholipase activity
Source: RefSeq, a predicted model, not a curated record
AUGCGCCCCUAUAGACAAUGCAAGUGGGACAGAGCCUUACAUACCAGCAGAUCUCUUUUUGAAGAGAAAAUUCUGCAGAAAAAGAGUCUACAAAGGAAAAUCUUCGAAAGAAUUCUUAGACCCAAGGGUCAAAAUACUGUGACAAAAUCGGGAUUCAAAUUAUGGUCUAGUCAUUUGAAUGGUCCAGCAAAGACGUACGAGCGGUUAAGGGAACUGCAAAAUUGUAUCAUGGACCAAGUAAAUGUGGAAGGAUCCAAAAAAAACGAUAAGUUAUUCGACGAAAUAAACCAAUGGCAUUUUCAAAAUACAAAGGCAAGUAUACAAACACCCACGUUACUGAUACACGGCUAUGCCGCUUCUUCGAUGUCUUACUUCCGGAAUUAUUCGGGACUGUCCAAACACUUCCAAAACUUAUAUUCAAUAGACUUGCCAGCUAGUGGGUUAUCUUCAAUACCUAAUUUAGAAGUAAAUACAACAACGCCUCUGCCAUUAGACAUCAAAUUUAUUGGUAAAGACAAGUUUAAAAUUCCAUAUACGAUCAAUGCGAGUCAUCACAAAUUUGUGAUCCAAAUGUACGAAGAUUACUAUAUUGAUAGAAUCGAACAGUGGCGUAUUGAUAAUAAACUGGACAAGAUGAACAUUGUAGGCCAUUCCUUCGGUGGAUAUUUGUCCUUUAAAUAUGCAGUUAAAUAUCCAAACUCGGUAGAUAAGUUGUGUUUGGUAUCACCGUUAGGAGUGGAAAGAAACAUAUGGUCGGUAAAUAAUAAUUUAAGCUCAAACACUCUCUACACAACAGACUUUAAAGAUCCAGGCUCCAAGUUUUACUCGAAAAGUCACCUGAUUCCGAAAUACUUAUUUGAAGAACAAUUCAAACUUUUGAGGCUAAUGGGCCCUUUCGGAGCCAAAGUAUGUUGGAAUUAUAUAAUGGCGGCAUAUAGCAGAGUUCCCUCAUUAGCAUUUAAGGAAUAUAUCUUUGAGCUGUUCUACGGUAAGGGAGGAAUACCAGAGGUCACAACAGACAUCUUCAAAGGAUUAUUCUCAAGAAGUAUUUUGGCACGAGACCCCUUACUGGAUUCCUUAAACUACUUGAAUGUACAAAAGCUUUUGGUAGUAUAUGGGCAAUAUGAUUGGAUGAACAAAAAUGGUGGCAGGCUCAUGGUCAAAAACUUAAACAAUAUAGGUAACGGGUCGGAAAGAGCGAGUUAUUUGGAAGUACCUUCUUCUGGCCAUAACCUGUUUUUGGACAAUCCGGAAUCAUUCAACCAGUCUAUAGUGUCCUUUUUGUCGGAGAAACCUUUACUGUCUUAG